Condylostylus longicornis is the source of this 746-nucleotide messenger RNA. Its product is annotated as protein takeout-like. The record is from RefSeq and is a predicted model, not a curated record. The annotation marks the transcript as partial. NCBI's taxonomy places the organism in Eukaryota, Metazoa, Arthropoda, Insecta, Diptera, Dolichopodidae. The transcript has 3 exons.
UGUUAGUUAUGUCUAAAAAAUUCAGUAUAACUUUAUUCGCCUUACUGUCAAUUAUAGUAAGUGGUUUGGCGGAAUUUCCUUCUGAUGUCAAAAGAUGUCAAGCAGAAGAUGUGGCAUGUAUAUCAAAUACUAUAACUGAUUUGUUAAGAAAUAAUCCCAAUGGAAAGGAAGAUAUUGGUUUGCCGAAUAUUAAUCCAUACAAAAUUAAAAAAAUCAUUAUAUCUGAUUCGAAUAAUGCGAACGCAUUAAAUUUGGAUUUAAUGUUCCUAGAUGUUGAACUUCGUGGUUUACCAGAAGCAAUAAUCGAAAAAUCAGUUGGAUUUUCAAGUGAUCCAUCAAAAAGCAAAUUCGAAAUAUAUGGUGUAAUACCGAAAUUAGAAUUAAAAAGUAAAUAUAAAGCAAAUGGCCGUAUAUUAAUACUACCGAUACAAGGUGAAGGAGAUCAAAAUAUAGUUGCAACCAAUGUGAAAGCUUCAAUUAAAUUUAAGCCAACUAUAUUAAAUAGAGAUGGGAAAAUUCUUUUUACUGAAAAUAAGGUUAAAGUUCUUUUGGAACCACAGGGGCUUCACAUGCGUUUAGAAAACCUUUUUAACGGAAACAAAGAAUUAGGUGAAAAUAUGAACACAUUCCUUAACGAAAAUUGGAAAGAUGUUUGGACUGAAUUAGCACCAAGUAUACAUGCAGCUAUAGGAGAUGUUUUAACAAGCAUUCUUUCUAAUGUUUUUAACAAAAUUAGUUAUGAUGAA